This is a messenger RNA of Aphanomyces astaci, 1599 nucleotides long. RefSeq lists its product as hypothetical. NCBI's taxonomy places the organism in Eukaryota, Oomycota, Saprolegniomycetes, Saprolegniales, Verrucalvaceae. The record is from RefSeq and is a predicted model, not a curated record. The transcript is spliced from 4 exons. Gene Ontology annotation, molecular function: DNA binding. The coding region runs from base 73 to 1497 and encodes 474 amino acids.
CUUUUGCAAUCGCAAGUUGCAUCCACCAACCUCACCGCCGCGCCGACUAGAAGCACAGGACAUAUUGAGUCGAUGGGCGGCCUCAUGCAGGAUGUAAACACUCGAUGGUCCGACGACGAACGCUCCAAGUUCAUGUCGGGGCUACAGCAGUACGGAUCGGACUGGAACCGCAUCGCGCGCGUCGUCGACUCUAAAACCGUCCAGGAAGUGUACGAGUAUGCGUCGUUGCAUUACAAGACGAUGAUGACGGGAAAAGACCUGCGCAGCUUGGAAUCCAUGCAGACCAGUGGUUCUAUCAUUUCCGACCAAAUGAAAUCGUCCACGGACAGCCUCCCUGGCGGCGGGACUGCUCUAGUGUCGUCGUUUCUACCUGCUGGGAGCGUUGGCCCAGUCGUCAGUCCCACCAACUCGACUAGCGACGACAUCGUCAAGUGCAAACAAGUCUAUCAUGCUUCUGAAGCAUCGACGCAGGAUGAAAACUGUGCCACCCACGAACCCAACACAGCCAACAAAGUAACAAAGUCCGUCGACGCCACCACACUCUUGGCUCGGUCGUACGUGACAGGAGCGGUUGUCGUCCCCCCAUCGCCACCCCCAACGAACCGCAGUCGAUUUGAAGACAAGAUCAAGGACUUGUCGGAUGCCGACAUCAAGAUGUUGCUUCGCAAGCGCCUCCUGGACAUGCAAGAACGGCGACAGGAAUCCAUGCUCAAGCGUAAACAGAACGAAUCGUAUGUGAACCACCAGCUCUCGGCAUUUCACACGAGGCACGGGGCGUCGCCCGAGUCCGUAGCCUCUAAACCUUCCAAAGGACCCUUGUCCAAGAAACGCAAGCAAUCAACCACACCGAAACCAUCUUCCUCCUCGUCCUCCGACUUUUUUGCCGGCGUGAAUGCGUUGGCCAUGGUGAGCUGCGAAGCUUUGCAGCGGUAUAACCUCAAGUACAUCCGUCGUGGCUCCGGUUCGCAGCCCCAUGUUGUCCUUCACGACGACGACGGUGCCGCCGGUGCCGACAACGACGACGAAGACGACGUCCCCCGCCAUCAUCGGUUCCUGCAAACGCCUGCCUCCCAACAAUGUUCAGUGCCAUGGGAUUUCUCGAUCGCGCCCAAGCUGGACGCCGACAAGAUGGACAGCGCCAAGCGAGCCAAGUGGAGCGACGACGAGCAUCGGCUAUUCCUUGCAGGCAUCGAAAAGCACGGCCGCAAGUGGAAAAAGGUGCAAGAGCAUGUGCCGACCAAGAGCCGCGACCAGAUCCGGACGCAUGCGUAUGCCCAUUUUGCCAAGGUACAGUCCAAUAAGGUCGAGCACGGGGACGUGCUGGAAGUAGCGGGGUUCCUCAGCUCCCUGGCUCAAGUGCCGCCGACUCCUACAGCAGCGGAACACAACGAGGUGCUGCCUGCCGAUCAAGGGCCAAGGGGUGCUUCGUUGCUAGAGGACGAAAUUCAACCGCCACCAGCAGCAGCACCAGGAGCUGCGAAUAUGCUGGGCGUAUGAAGUCGACAUAUGCGAACAGAAGAUAUUUAGGGGCGCGACAUGAUAAGAUGGCACAUGUACUAGGAACCAGUAAUGCUCAAUAGUACGACGAGUUUGGGGAGA